AUGCGCUCAGUGAAAUACCACUUGGCCUACUGGGCCGUUGCCUGCACGGCGGACAUCAUCUACCGGGCCUCGACCCUGAUACUGGGGGUUCCUGAGGCUGUUCUACAGGCGCUCCUGGUCCCUCUUCUGGUCUUCUUCGUCACCCUCGUCGUGCAGGGGCCGUCUCCCCAACCAUGGCCACGCCUUUACUACGUCGCUUCCAGUGUCCUCCUAGUCGCCUUGGGAUCUCUUUCUCGAUAUUUCCGCAUGUCAUCUGCUGGAAGCAUGCAGCCUAGUAGCUUCGUUCACUGCUGCGUGGCAUUUGAGGUCGUGGGCGUCUUGGAGUCCAUCAGACAAGACAGGCAAGAUAUCGAGCCUUGCACCGUAGGCAUCGUUCUCGAAGCCCCGCAUCGCUGCCUGGUAUUCCGUCGGCGCCGGGACCGCGGCCAAAAGUUCAUCUCGCUCUUGUUCUCCUGGCGCGGCAUGCUGGACUUUUACGCGCGCUGGUUCUCCUAUCUCCUGACAUUACUGGUUGUCACCGCCAUCCUGGACCUCUUUCUGACGAGGUCCUAUGGCACGAGCGCCUCGUGCCUUUCCAUCGUCGCGUACAACUUGCUCGACGCCCACGUGCACAUUGGCAGUCCGGUCUUGCUGUUUUACAUGGCCGCGGCCGUGGCAGACGUGGCAGAAACGGUGCGUACACCCGCCCACCUUUCUCGUGUCGGUCGCAUGCCCCGAGGCAGCAGUCCAUGCUAA
Messenger RNA from Metarhizium album ARSEF 1941, 735 nucleotides. RefSeq lists its product as uncharacterized. NCBI's taxonomy places the organism in Eukaryota, Fungi, Ascomycota, Sordariomycetes, Hypocreales, Clavicipitaceae. The coding region runs from base 1 to 735 and encodes 244 amino acids. The transcript has 2 exons. The record is from RefSeq and is a predicted model, not a curated record.